Messenger RNA from Varanus komodoensis (Komodo dragon), 1809 nucleotides. It is a transcript of the gene RHOF, whose product is annotated as ras homolog family member F, filopodia associated. Bases 158 to 847 code for a protein of 229 amino acids. NCBI's taxonomy places the organism in Eukaryota, Metazoa, Chordata, Lepidosauria, Squamata, Varanidae. Gene Ontology annotation, biological process: cell migration; small GTPase-mediated signal transduction. Gene Ontology annotation, molecular function: GTPase activity; GTP binding. The transcript is spliced from 5 exons. The record is from RefSeq and is a predicted model, not a curated record.
AUAAUAAUAAUAAUAAUAAUAAUAAUAAUAACAACAACAACAACACAAGUCGCAAUGUGCAUUUCACACAAUACAAGUGAAGGCUGCACUCCUGGGCACGUGUAGCCCUAAAGGUCCACUGAAUCGGACACGGUCUGCCUAUAAUGCAUGGGGAAAUAUGGCUGAGAGGACGCUGGGGCACUCCUGCCCUGCCGCUGGGGCAGCCGGUUGGCCGCUGCGUGGACCCUCGGCCUCAUCCAUCCAUCGUGGUUCCUCUUAUGCAAGAAAAGGCAACCAGUUACACAACAGCACCAUCCUAUGCACAGCUAUUCAGAAGCCAGUCCCACUGACUUCAGUGGGCUCACCCCAGCAAUAUGCUCCUUCAGUAUUUGAAAAAUACUCCACCAGCGUCCUUGUUGGCAAAAAAGAAGUCACCCUACAUUUAUAUGACACUGCAGGGCAGGAGGAUUAUGAUCGCUUACGGCCGUUGUCAUACCAGAACACCAACGUGGUUCUCAUUUGCUAUGAUGUCAUGAACCCUACCAGCUUUGAUAAUGUAUUAAUUAAGUGGUCUCAUGAGGUGAAUCAUUUCUGCCGUGGAAUCCCCAUCGUUCUUGUGGGCUGCAAAACAGACCUCCGGAAGGACAAAGAACAACUACGUAAACUCCGCUCAACUCAGCAGGAGCCAAUUACGUACAGCCAGGGCGAAGAAGCUUGUCGCCAGAUGAAAGCAGAUGCUUACCUGGAGUGUUCUGCCAAGUUUCGUGAAAACAUUGAGGCAGUUUUUAAAGAAACAGCUACCAUUGCGCUGAAUGCUAUGAAAAAGGCGAAACGUCAGGCAAAAUCAAAGCCGUGCACCAUAUUAUGAUAACCUGAUUCUGUGGACUACAGAAAGUAUCUGCUUGUUUUUCUUCAGUGGUAAGGAAGGUCUUCAUCAUUUUUUUAAAAGACCUUUUCUAUUGAAUUUUAACAGGAAAACUCAACUUUUUGUACAGUAAUUUCUGCUUUUGUUAACCCCCUCAUCUGAAGGUUUAAAUGUUUAGCUACAGAAUGAGCCCUCUUCUUUCUAGCUGUAAGCAGAAGGUCUUCUACUUGCACUUCUGGGAGGGAUGGGAAUUUAUUACUGCAAGUAAGGUAAGGUCUGCAGGACCAGAGCUUUGCCAUUUUAAAAUACUUCUUUCUUUGCUUGUAUUAUCCUUUAAAACUUGAAAUCUUCUGUGGUCUUUCAAGUGCCCGCAGUAUUUGCACAUUAAAAAUAGCUUACUGCCCUUUCCUAUAUGGUAAAGUUAAUGGCACAGUAUUCUUUCAAAGAAGUAUAGCCAUACAAGUGACAUAUUGAAAGUCCAUCAAGGGAAAGAAGAUUCCAAGAAUCAAAGGAUGUGUACGGUUGCAUACCUGAUACAUAUUAGUUCCAGUGAAAGUUUUAAGAUGCUGUAACAUUAUUAAUGCUAAGCAAGUGUGGACAGGAAACCUCAGGGAGCCCCUUUCAUCCACCCAACAUGACCCAUAAAUGUAGAUUUUUAAAAAAAGAAGUUGGAUAUUUCAUCGUAUACUGAAUAACUACCUCAAAUGAUGCCCUUAUUAAUGCAGCUUUGGGUUAAUUACAAAGCUGUUUGUAUUUGAAAACUGGAUUCUUCCAUCCACCUCCCUUUUGCUUUCAUAUUUAAAAGCUGGACUUAACUGGAUUUUAAAAUAGAAUUUUUAUGUAAAGCAACAAUUGAAAAGGGGUACCAAAUAAUUGAAUUAGUCUGAAGGUGGGAAUAAGUCUCUUUUGCAUUUACAAUUGUUGUGGAAAUCAAAGAAAAGAAUAAAACUGUAAUUGGUGUAUCA